Messenger RNA from Cuscuta campestris, 1393 nucleotides. NCBI's taxonomy places the organism in Eukaryota, Viridiplantae, Streptophyta, Magnoliopsida, Solanales, Convolvulaceae. The record is from the annotation of a GenBank genome assembly.
UCAAUUCUCUCUUCUCUCCCAGUGCCCCCCCAUACUCUUUCUGUCCAAAGAAACCGACGAAGAAGAGGAGCAAGAAACGAACCUCCUUCCUUUUCUUUAUAACGCUUCCCUCUUUUUUUUUCAUUCCCUGGAGGAAUCCAUUAUUACUACCACUACUGUUGUUGUUAAGAGCUCUGAAGCUCGGCCAAAAAUGGCGGCCUAAUCUUCUUGUGAUUCAACAUUCAUUCACUUUCCAUUUCCUUCUCUACUAACUCACCAAGAAUCAAUCAAAAACGUGAUUGCCCCCCCCCCCCAAUNAUAUCUGGCUGUUUGUAGAGGAGAUCAUCUUAUAGCUAUGGCUGUUCAAGCUCAUUACCCUUCCAAUAAUGUCUUCUUCUUCAACACCAACAACAACAGGGGUUUGCAGGAUGGGAAGAACAAUGAAUGCUCUUUGGUUGAUCAGGACUCUAUCAGAUUGGUUCCCACAGAUGGUGUGGGGAAUUCGAGGAAGAGGGCUAGAGAAAACGAGAUCCAUGUCAUUGCCGCCAUGAAUAGACCGAUGCAGCCGCCGUCGCCUCCACGGCCUAACGUCGUGUCCACCGGCCUGCGUUUGGCCUUCGGAGAUCAACAAUCGCAGCAGCGGAUUCAACAGAACUCCGUUUCUCCUCCCUUCUCCCAAUCGUCUCUUCUGUUUUCGACAUUGGCGGAUGAUUUGAACGCUCACAUCAAACAGCAGUCCGAUGAAAUCGAUCGAUUUCUCAUCGCUCAGGGGGAGAUAUUAAGGCGGACGUUGGAGGAGAAUAGGAAGAGGCAGUACCGUGCUUUGAUCGGAGCGGCGGAGGAGGCGAUCUCCCUGCGGCUGAAGGAGAAACAGAUUGAGAUGGAGAAGGCGGCGAGGCGUAACUCGGAGCUACACGCCCGGAUGGCUCAGUUGAGCGCCGAGUCGCAAGCGUGGCAGGCGAGAGCCAGGUCGCAGGAGGCGACGGCGGCGGCGAUUCAGGCCCAGAUGCAGCAGGUGAUGGCCAGCGCUAACCGCCGCGGAGGAGACGGCAACGCCGCGACGGUGGUCUGUGCGGGCGGAGACACCGAGGAUGCCGAGUCGGCGUACAUUGACCCGGAUAGGAUCGCCGCCGCCUCGGUCGGACCGAGUUGCCGGGCGUGUCACCACCGAGUCGCCUCCGCUGUGGUGCUGCCGUGCCGUCAUCUCUGCCUCUGUGCGGCGUGCGAUGCGGCGGCCCAGGCGUGUCCUGUUUGCCUCUCCGUUAAAAGCUCCAGCGUGGAAGUGUUUUUCUGCUAAGGAAGGCCGAUUUUUAGGCCUCGGUCUAUCGCGAACCGGCCCACUAACAAGGAAAAGGCCCAAACUUGCUAUUUUAAAAGAGCAGAGUAAAAUAUGCAAAAAAGGAAGGAAAAAUGG